This is a messenger RNA of Apis florea (little honeybee), 5255 nucleotides long. RefSeq names its product G protein coupled receptor bride of sevenless (gene boss). Gene Ontology annotation, cellular component: membrane. Gene Ontology annotation, molecular function: sevenless binding; G protein-coupled receptor activity. The record is from RefSeq and is a predicted model, not a curated record. NCBI's taxonomy places the organism in Eukaryota, Metazoa, Arthropoda, Insecta, Hymenoptera, Apidae. Gene Ontology annotation, biological process: G protein-coupled receptor signaling pathway; visual perception.
ACCAUCGCCAACUCUACUAAAAUAUAUUGUUCAUUAACUUAGAAAACUGACUUGUUGAGCUUUCAGAGAAUUCGCCGAUAACAGAUAGCGAUUAAUUUUCAUUUAAAAUUUAAACGGGACAAAAUCCUCAAAUUCGAGAGGAAUUUUCAAAUUCGAAAAGAUCGACAAGCCCGAUCGAGUUCAAAUCUCGAGUUUAAUCAACAGAUUAACUGGAGGGCCCAGGACGUCGACACGGAACUGGGUUACCCUUUCGUCCGGCCGCUGUCGCUUUCGAUCAUCGGGGAGGAGGGGCAGAGGAGGAAAAAGAGGGCCAUACGCGUCUCUGUCAAGAAACACAGUGUGGAGGCCUCGGCUGUCAAUUAGGCCAUACGUGCGCCGCUUAAAUGGCUGCAGACCUCAACGUGACUGAACGUGUAAUACGUUUAGAAGGGGGAGGGCCCGCGGUAUGGCUUCCUCGGUGGUCACUGCCGGUGUGCAGUGCGCGCCAGCUGCUCCCCAAAGCGCACCGGUCACUUUAUAUACCACACUGUUACUUACUUUGCCACGUUAUACAUUGCCGAAAACAAAACGGCUCAGUCGGACUUCACCCGCCAACUUUGCCUCCUCGGAUGGAGCGAUAACACGAGGAGGAGAGGAGGAUUCGAAAUGGUGAUUGGUGAGGGACGUUGAUUUUCGCGAAUUUUGGCAAACGAAUGAUUCGUUUGGCCUGUUGAGAGGUUUGGUGAUUUUUGGCGGUUAAGGAUUGACACCCUGGAUGGAGAUUUAAAGGUAAACGGAGGGGGAUUUUGUUAGCGGCAAAUUUAUUUUCGGGUGAGUUAUGCUUUAGAUUAAUUGUAAUUAUAAGCUAAGUAAGUGAGCAAAAUAUGUUUUUAGUUUCUGCUAAUAAUAGCAGUGUUCUUAUGAAUCGUACGAGGGUAUGCAAGCAGGUGGAGUAAAUUUUUAACGAGAAAGUCAUAAUCAAUAGUGAGUCAUUCUGAUUCAGCGAGGAGCACCUAUUUUCGUAUUGAUCCAAUACGAAUCGAAUUUAUCGAUCGUCGAGGAAAUAUUAGUUUUUGAAGUAAAUUUUUUUCGGGCAGAAUUCUUUUCGUUUCUACAGGAUGAGAAAAAUUAUUGGAUAAGUCUUACGUUAAAUAUUAGAUGGGUACGUGUGUUGUGACACGCCGUUCUUUUUCCAGAGAUCGAUAAAUCUUCAAACAAAAAUGAAAAAAAUAAGGGAGAAAAGAGGGAGGCUGUAAUUAGAGGCAAAAAUCCCUCGAUUCGUGGGAUCGAAACUUUCAAUUUUUCUAUGCCAAGUUGUUGGAAAAUAAAAGAAAGAAUUGGAAAAGUUGAUCGAUAUCGAUGAUUUUCACUUAAAUUUCAACGAGAAAGAUGAAAAUAAAUUUAUUUGAUCGAAUGACCAGCGUGUUUCCCAAAAGGGGAGGAAAACGAAAGUUUUGACAGAGAACUCGAUCAAAGUUGUGUCAUCCCGCCUCCGGAGAUAAACAAACCUCUCUGAAAUCGAAUCUCGCGGAUCGAAAACAAAAAAAAAGAAAUAAAUAAAUAAAACAAAACACGCCUCUUCGAGCGUCGAUCGAUCAAUCCAAACACUCGUUCGAAAAAAUAAGGAUUUUGAUCGAAUCCAAACACCUCCUCCCGCUAAAUCGGAUUACAAUUAAGAAAAAGAGAUUAUCAAAGUUCAAAGACAAGGGAAGAACACUUACGACGAAAUUCUACAACGGAAGAAACCUGACCGAUACCAACAGUAUUAUUAUCCAACCGAUAAAUUCAUUCACCGUUCAGGGGUCAAUAAAAGUUCGAGGCAAAAUUUAUAUUUAAUUGAACCAAUUCCCAAAAGGAAGGGGGAAAAAAAAACCUCUUUAAUUAAAUUUUGUAUAAACAUUUACAAAAGAUUACGUUUCAGCUCGAGAAACAUGAUCAUCGACUCCAUCUACCAUCUACUCGCUCGUCCCUAGAUCAGAGGAUAAAAGAAUAUCGGCGAAGAUGGAAAAAUAUCGAUCCGAAUAAAUUGGGAUGCAGUUGGAAAAAUGCUGGUGACAAUCGGUUCCACGACGUAACGGCCAGAAUCUUGCAAGACUCCUUCCAAGGGGUCGAAGCGAAAUCAUGAGUAAGAAAGAGGGGGUGGAAGAGGAAAUGGGAAGAGCACAGGUUGAUCGAAGGGCACAGUUUUGAAGGGGCACGGUUGUUAUCGAUUAAACACAAGGGCGUUCGAGAAAUUCGGCUGCCCCUCGUUCUUUAUAGCAGGCAUGGCGUCGUCCAAGUUUCUAGUGAUUUUUCUCACCGCGCUGCGCACCGUUCUAGGGACAAAAGACGAUCUCGACGAUCAGAGCAUGUGCUCGAGGAACAGAAGUCUGCUCGAGAUCCCCGGCGACGCUGUUCUAUCCGUGUUCCUGAAUAUCAAUCACGGCCCCUAUUGCAACAUCACGAGCGGCAAAGGGUUGCAGGAAGUCGCUACCGCCUCCUACGUGGUGCAUCUAUUGAACGAGUACGAGUUCAUCCCUGGAUUCUCGUUGGGUUUGAAAAUCUUCGACACUUGUUUCGACGAGACGACAGUGUACAAACAAGCGUUGCAAGCGAGCGUGGACGCCGAUUGCCGCACGGAUCGCUACGAGAUGGGUGUAUUGUUACCGGCCGAGUACGCGACGAUAUUGGAACCGCUGCGCAAUUACAGCGUGUUGCCGGUCGCAACGUACGACGAGCAAAACUUGACCAGGCCGUUGAUCAAUCUGCUGGUCCAUUAUCUGAGCACCAGGUUCGAGACGGUCGAUCUCGUUCUAGCCAGCCACGAUUCCCCGUUGAACGUGUUCCUCGACGCAGCCAGGGAGGCGGGGAUCUGCGUGAAGAGCUACGGGACGGACAGUUUGGCGGUGGAGGGGGGCGAGGCGGAACCGGUGAUCGCCGCGAUCGGGCGGAGGAGCGAUAUUCGACAGUGGAUAGAGAGGGGGGAGAAGCUGCAAGAAUCGAGGAAAACUUGGAUAGCGUUGCCCCUCGACGGAUCGAACGUCGACGACCUGGUUCCUUCGGGCUCGUACGUGGUGAGGACGAGGUCGCCGCUGGACCCGGACCUGCUCCAAGACGCCUCGUCACCGCACCCGUUCCUCGAGGCGGUUGGGGAUCCUGUGACACAUUCCCCUCAUUUGCUCGGCGUGGGCAAGGCCGUGCUCGAGCUUGCCCAAUUGCUGCAAGACAUCCGUAAACGGAAUUGUCCGCGAGUCGCCGGAGUUGACGGAGCGUUGUGCGCGAUGCAACGUUUCAACCCUGCCUCGAGGCAGGAGGUGAGAAACGCGGACGUGUACGCGGCCCUCCGCGUACAGGCGAAGUCGAUCAGGUACGCGGUGGCGAUGAAGAGCCAACGAGACGACGUGGUCGACGUGGCCACGUACAACGUAGAGCCGGAGAAAGUGAAGUUCAGAGUGUGGCCCGAGUCGAGGAUGCCCAAGAUGGCCAGGCUGUGUUUGAGGAAGUACGCGAGCAACUGCGACGGGUGCGCCAAUUUCAAGAGAAGAUUCGGCCCUCGUGGCGCGAGCAAAGACACGCUCGACAGGGGUCUGCUUAAGGCUGGCAACUGGAUACCGAUCUUCCUGACGGUGGCCGUGUGCGGGACGUUCGCCUGCGGCGCGAUCGCCGUCUUCAUCAUAUACCGUUUCAUGGUCGAGGACGUCCUCGACGGGAAUCCGGUGUUGACCAUCGCCCUGAUACUCGCCAACGUGUUCACACUGCAAACGGUGCUCCCGUUCUGCGUCAACGACGACUAUUUAGGCGCUGAACGGUUGAACUCGAGGAAGAUACUCGCGACGACCCUCGCCUUCGGGCUCGACUUCUCCCUCAUGUUGACCAGGGCCUUCUUCCUCGUCUUCUCCAAGGGCGGCGUCUUCACCGCCCACAUCAACGGCCACCUCCAAGGAUUGAUGGUGUUCUUCAUGUUCUUCGUCCAAGUCGCCAUAUCUGUCAUGUUCUUCACCCUCAGCACACACGACUCGGCCGUGGUCAUGAGAAGCCUCAUUUUCAUCGCUCUUCUGGGAUACGAUAUAUUCCUGCUGGUCACGCUGUUCAUCGUGUGCUUCUUCAUCUUCCAACUGCCGCGCAAUUAUCGGGAGGGGAAGUGCUUCUUCGGCACGUCUAUCGGCCUGUUGAUCGCCUGGGCCGUCUGGCUCACCUGCUUCAUCCUCGUGGAGCCGGAAUACCGCGACACCGUGGUGUCCCUCGGCAUCAUCUCCACGGCUUAUCUCAUCAUCAUUGGGAUACUGAUACCGAGGACGUAUUACAUGGUCACCCAUCUUGCCAGGGGGAAGAAGUUCGGCCAGAGAUUCGGAUCGACCGAUCUCGCGACCGACUCCAGGAUCGACACCAGGCAGAAUCGCCCGUUUUACGACUACGUGCACUCCGGCGGGGGAAGCACGGCCAAUUUGCACGUGACGCCCACGUAUCCAAACUAUUACGGGAGCUCGAGUCCAAGCCAAAAGUAUCUGGCAACGACCAACAGAAGAAUUCCAGGAUACAACAAUUACGGAUACCAUUCGGAGAUGCGAGAAGUGAAUAACUCUUACACGAUACCUCAAGUCUGCAUCGAGGAUGCGGACUCAAGAAUCGACGGGAACGCGACUUACGCGCGGCCGAAGAGCAACCGGAAGCGGAGGACCAAAGGCGAGAAGGAUUGCGUGGAGACGGACGUUUACGUGGAGGGAAGCGUCUCGUGUCGUAGAUCGAACAACGAGGCGUAUCCCAGCAGGUCCAACAGCCCCAGGUUGACCCAGGUAGAGGCGAUUCGCGAGGAGGAGGAGAACGAGGAGACGAGCAGGAUCACUCGAUUCUGAACGACGAUCAUGGAGUGGAGUGGACACGAUUUCGAAAGAAAUCCUCGACGAGGAGCAUCUUAAAUUUCGCCGCGUGCCUUGUCUUCGAUCCUGAUCGAGAUUUCGAUUGAGACGCACGUUUGUAUUUAUUAGGAAUUGUACCGAUAUAUCUUUAAAUUUAUCCAAGUAAAUCUAGUCAAUGAAUAUAGUGUGCAAGUUUCUUCUCAACUGUUGUGUUAAUAAGAUUGAUUACGAUAUAAAGGAAGAAGAAAUCGUGGGUGAGCUAGUGAAAAGAAAUGAAAAAUACGAAGAAUUGAAUGAACGUAUAAAUGAAAAGUAUUGCGUGUAUUUAUCAAUACGUUUGUAAUUCGUUACAAAAAUGCAUAAAAACGUGUAAGAUGAAAGAAAAAUAUUUCUUUGCAGCCUUCUUUCUCUAAAAAGAAAAAAUAUAUAUAUAUCGUAAUA